UCUUCCGGGCUGCGCCUGACUACAGCGGGGAGGGGGGUUACGGAAAACUGAGGAGAAAUUGGCUCUCCAUCGCAUUGAGACAGGCGAGGCGGUGCGGACGAUCCGGGAGUCGCCGUGUCCUGCCCGCUGGGUGGAUGCGGAACCGAGGGGGGAAUGAAUGAAUGAAUGUCGCUGGCGGGGAGACGCGGGGUAACAUGACAAAAGGACAAAUCGGAGAAUGUAACCUGGUCAUUCAGGAUUUGAACAUUCAGGUCGCUGUCUUCAGGGAACUGGUCAUCUCCAUCGGCAAUGGUUCCUGUGAUAGCCCGGCCGUCCGGAAGGAGAUUCGGGAUGUCAGGGCCACGUGCAAAGCUCUGGCCAAGCAAUCCCAUCAGGUCUCCUCCCCCCUGUACAGCCUCGAAGAUGAAGACUUGCAGCCUGGUAUCUGCAGAAUUCAUAUACUGUUUUAUGGGUGUCUGGAGAUGUUUAUAACUGAAAUGCUUAAAUCGUUAUACUUAAUGGAAUCUUUUCAAAUUCGAAAAAAAGAACAAAUUAUUUGUCCUGCUCCUGGAAUUCCUUAUGAACGCGAAGAGGAACAUUCCCAGGCGCCAUUCCUAGAAGACAUAACCUACUCAUCAUCUUCACAAGAGCUGGACAUGUUGGCAUGUCACUUAGACACAGCACUGGAAAUGGAAUGUACGGAAAGUGAUAUUCAGGAAAUGCGGUACCUUCUGAGAAAUCUCAGGGACUCCAUACCACACUAUCUUAAAAUACAGGAUGAAACCUGUUUGUUGACCCCAUCUCCCACACAUCUGAAAAUUCGGAAGAGGAAGAGGAAGUGUGGAUUAUGUUGUAUAAAGAAAUGAAAUAAUUUACUGUGUCCUUCAAUUUUUACCAAUAAAAUAAUAGC
This is a messenger RNA of Hemiscyllium ocellatum (epaulette shark), 889 nucleotides long. RefSeq names its product regulator of G-protein signaling 7-binding protein-like. The transcript has 6 exons. The coding region runs from base 162 to 845 and encodes 227 amino acids. Gene Ontology annotation, cellular component: postsynapse; nucleus; neuron projection. NCBI's taxonomy places the organism in Eukaryota, Metazoa, Chordata, Chondrichthyes, Orectolobiformes, Hemiscylliidae. The record is from RefSeq and is a predicted model, not a curated record. Gene Ontology annotation, biological process: G protein-coupled receptor signaling pathway.